AUAAUCUAUUAGUUGCAUCAUCUACUGUUACAUCGAAAACGCCUCGUCAUGCCAGACAUUUUGUUUCAACUCAUAUAAAACCCGCGCAUUGAAUCAGCUGCUUAUAUUAUUGUGAAGCACAGCACACAAUACACAUUUGUAGAUUUACGGUACACUUGUAUUUAUCGCCAAGUCAAAUUUUCGUGUAAUCAUACGAUAUUAUCUCUUAAUAUAUAAAAUAUUAAAUUUGUAAAAUUAGAAAAGAAGAAAAGAUUAUGUCGGAGAUAAAAGUGCUAGAAGGUGGGGCCACACAACUGUUCACCAACGCAGGUGGAGAGACCGAUGGUGAUCCUCUAUGGGCCGCACGUUACCUCGUAACGAAACCGGAGGCUAUCUUGGCCACUCACUUGGAUUUCUUGCGUGCUGGAUCGGAUAUCAUACGAACAGUCACGUAUCAAGCGACGAUUGACGGUUUUGUAAAAUAUCUAGGCAUCACCAAGGAAGAGAGUCUAGAGAUCAUUCGUAAAGCCGUCGAUUACGCUAAAGAAGCUGUAAAGAUUUAUACUAAAGAAAUAGAGACUAAUAAAAACGUGACGAACCAAAAACCAUUGAUUGCUGGAUCUUGUGGGCCUUACGGCGCUUCUUUGCACGAUGGUUCAGAAUAUACUGGUUCGUAUUGUACAAGUGUAUCGCGAGAAUUUUUAAUGGAUUGGCAUAGACCUCGCGUACAAACAUUGCUAGAGAAGGGUGUGGAUAUAUUAGCAAUGGAAACGAUACCUUGCGCUCGCGAGGCAGAAGCUAUAAUCGAUCUACUCAAGGAAUUUCCGGAUGCGCGUGCAUGGCUGUCCUUCUCUUGUAAAGAUGGAAAGAGCUUGGCAGACGGCAGCAACUUUCAAGAAACUGCUGUGAGGUGUUACAAAAACGCGGCACCCGGACAAAUAUUAGCUAUUGGCACUAAUUGUAUCGCUCCAAAAUAUGUUACCUCUCUAUUCCAAGGCAUCAAUAGAGACAAGUCAGAUGAUUUUAUACCAUUGGUAGUAUAUCCUAACAGCGGAGAAAAAUAUACGGAAUCCGAAGGGUGGAAGAAGGAAGGAGAUGCUCCCACUUUGCACGAGUUCAUUGAUGAAUGGCUGAACCUUGGCGUUCACUACAUUGGUGGAUGUUGCAGGACAUGUGCUACAGAUGUAAAACUUAUAAGAGCUAAAGUAGAUCAGCGAUUUAAACAUUAAUUUAAUGAUUAUAUAUCGAGAAUGCUAUCGCACACAACUUUUAUGAUAAUAUAUAAAGCAUUAUAUUUUUCAACAUCAUAUUUUUCAGUA
Molecule: messenger RNA, 1298 nt
Organism: Trachymyrmex cornetzi
Lineage: Eukaryota; Metazoa; Arthropoda; Insecta; Hymenoptera; Formicidae
Product: homocysteine S-methyltransferase-like
Exons: 1
Coding region: 255-1208 (317 amino acids)
Biological process (GO): S-methylmethionine cycle
Molecular function (GO): zinc ion binding; S-adenosylmethionine-homocysteine S-methyltransferase activity
Source: RefSeq, a predicted model, not a curated record